Manduca sexta (tobacco hornworm) is the source of this 3547-nucleotide messenger RNA. RefSeq lists its product as uncharacterized. The transcript has 7 exons. Lineage: Eukaryota; Metazoa; Arthropoda; Insecta; Lepidoptera; Sphingidae. The record is from RefSeq and is a predicted model, not a curated record. Bases 113 to 2164 code for a protein of 683 amino acids.
GCGCAGCCAUUUCGUUUCGAAAUAUGUCCGGAGUCACAGUACUGGUGACGUUUUGAUACGAUUCAAGAUUGUUUUUUGACGUUUUCGACGCGUGCGACGCUGGAUUAACGUUAUGAUGCAGCAACAAAUGUGUCAGUCGGAUCAGCUUAGCCAACAGCCCAUGGCCCAGCAGAUGUCACAACAGAUGAUGUUGUGUCCCGUCAAAGUCGUCUACGAAACACAAAUCUUAGUUCCACCAGGAGAACAAAUCCAGCCAAACCAAACCAUCUUUAUAAACCCACAAAACACACCACCAUGGAUACAAAACCGGAUGCAAAACCAAGUAUUUUACGUCCAACAGAUGCCAAACAAUAUCGUACCUAAUAUGCAACAGAAUAUAGACCCAAAUCAAAUGUACAUACAAAACUAUCCAUACCAUAUCGCGCAGCAGAUAAUUGCACAAAACACACAGGAGCAAAGGCCAAUGCAGUUACAAAACAUGCCUCAACAAUACAAUAUGAUGCAAACUGUGCCAAAUGUUGGAGCCAAUCUACCAGAAAGGACUGUUCAAAUGACAAACCUUUGCCAAAUGCCAAAUCAAAUAGUUCCUAAUAGACAAAUGGCGCCAAAUAUUGGAGUAAGUAUGCCAAACCAACAGCAGCCGAUAAACGAAGUACAAAGAACUUUUAUGAACGUUCGACCUCAGAUACACCAGUACCUUAGCAACGCGAGGCCUCAAGUCAUGCAGAAUCCGAAUGUCAUGACCCAAAACGUAGGUCAAACAUUUGCGACAUUACCACCGCGACCAGUACAAAUUAGUAGCCAAAAUAUAUCAAACAUCCAACGGAUGGUCACAACCAGUUUGCCAAACAAUCCGCCACGAGUGAAUGUGGCGACAUACGCUGCCUCCAACCCUGUACAGAUGGCACCGAAAGUAGAAACAGCAACAAAUACAAACAUCGUUCCUAAACACAGUAUAGCCAAUACUGUUCCAAAAACAACAAACGUACAAAAUUAUACUUUCAAAGCUGUUCAACCUAGGCCACAAUAUAGGCAUAAUGUGCCAAAUAUAGGUAAGCUUAUACAGCCUACUCCGCACGUUAACGCAACUACUUACAAAGAUAGAGUUAACGCCAAUAAUCCAGCGAAUGUCGAGAACACACAAUUUAAUAGGAAAAGGAAAAGUGAAUCUCCCGACGAAGUCUAUAAGAAGAUGAUGAUUAAUCCGGCUAGUCGAGUGAGCAACACACAAACAAAUGACACAAAGGAGGCAGUUCAUAGCGUCCUUAAAAAGAUGUUAAACGAAAAUACAAUUCUGCAAAGAAAUAGCAAUGGAGCUCAUCUUGUGAAACUUGAUGAACCAGUCACCACAACAAGUACAACAUCAAUUGCAAGUCAGACUGAAAAAGAGAAACUACUAAGGAACACAGUAUUCACACAGGCAAAAGGCAGAGUUCUCAGUGAUAAAGAAAUUGUACCAAAGGAGAUUAUCAAAACAGAUACUAAAAUCGCUAAAGAAACUGAAGUCAAAAAUGAACAUAGUAUAACAAUCAUAAAGAUUGAAUAUCCGGACGAAAAAUUAUCUAAAGUAGAACAGGAUAUUAAAAAGGAAAUUGUGAAAGAAGAGAUUCCAGAAAAGAAGGAGCCAGAAAAGAAAGUUCUAGCUGAAGUUAAGGAACCGAAAAUAGAAUUUAGAGACAAACUGUUGAAUGGCCAUCAGAUCCUCACUCAUGUGUUAGAUGGAUACGUCAUUCAAGAAUCUAAUGUAGCUUUCCCUAUUCGAAAACCGUUGAAAGAAAAAAUCACUUCAAACAACGGUAAAGAAAUAAAAGAAGAAGGAGUUGAUACAAAGGAUUCUACGAUAGAGAGAGUUCCGAUUGACUUGCCGCUGUUACCUUUUCACUUCUUGCAAUUAGACAACGAAGAGGAAAAACAAGAGAGUAGCACUAAAGAAGAAAUAGAAGAAAAACCUUUCACAAAAGUGCAGAAAAAUAUUGUGAAGUCAUGGACGGUGGAACAGCUAGCAGACUACAUGACGAAACACAGCUGGAACGAACCAGCAUCCCUAUUCAGAGACCAUGAAAUUGAUGGAGAGUCCUUAUUCCUGGUCUCCAAAGCACAACUCUUACACAUAGGCAUUAGUGAAGAACACGCUGAUAUAAUCUGCGAAUUUGUUAAAAAUUAAUUACAGCGCAGAUAUAGGCCGAUUGUAUAUUGCAAUAUUAGUUAUUUAAAUUUUAUAUUUGUGAAGUCUAUUCUGAAGUGAUUACUUUUAAAAAUGGUCCCUUGCUUGCCAAAUCACGCCGUUCUAAUGCAGGUACCCGGUCUUUGCUACCAAUUUACCUAUUAUACUUGCUUACUAAUUUUUUUAUCAGAAAUAAUCUGAAACCAGUAAAAUCAGACUGCACAUUUUUUUUAUCGAAACUAAUGUGACACUAGACCAUAACAAUUGCACUCCAAGCGCCGUCCGACGAGCUUCAAGUCUUUACUCUGAUCAUGCGACCCAUGUUUUGGCAGAUGUAGGGUUUUGUACGAUUUGAUCGGAAUACCUAUUUUGGCAUUAAAAGUCGCGUCUGAGGCGGAAAUUUCCUGAAGUUUGACUUCUGCUAGAGGAUAGUUAAUGUAUCGCAUUCUUAAUAAAAUAAUGACCCAUUCUAAAAUUGCCAAUUUGUGGGAAUCGUCAAACAACCAAUUUCUGUUUGCGACCUUUUAGUUUUUUCCCUUUUUUUUUCAUGCUAUAGGUUUCAUUAUUUACCUAUCUUUAAUAAGCUCAAUUUUAUAGCAACUUCAAAAUAAAAGGUAGCAAACAAAAAUUAGUUUUCCGACGACUGCCACAAAUUAACAAUUUUGAAAUAGGUCAUUAUUUUAUAAAGAGUGCGGACUAUUAUCAGCUUACACAAUGAUGGAAGCAUCGUGCUACGUUCAUGGCAUGGCUUCCUUCACCUAAGAGGCUGUAAAACGUGAUGGGGUAAUGCAAAAAGCAUCAUACUAGAUAUGGAAUAAGGUUUAUUGAUAAAGAUUAGGAAAUUUGUAAAUAGUUUAAACAUAAUCUGACUUAGUUAUAAUUUACUUUUUUGUAUUUAUUUAAAUUUUUACUCCCUUUCGAAAAACAACAACAACAUUAAAGUUAAGAAACAGAGAAAAAAGCUGAUUAUGUUAACCAAGGAUUAAAAUGUUAAUAAUGGAAAAUACUUUAGUAAAUAAGUCUUCUGGGAGCUUAAUAUACUUAAGCCAAUAAAAAAAUAGUUAGACAAUUGAAUUAGUUACAAAAUGAGGGGAAAAAAUGACACGCCAAGAAAUUUAAACAUCAUGCAAGGCCAUUAAGUCCGUACAUAGACUGCUAGUGCAAGGGAGCUAUGUCCAUUUGACAGCUAUAAUAGUUUCGUAGAUUGUACCAACAUUACAAACAUUCAUAGAUCACGUGUUCAUCCUCCAAGCGUCUGUUAUAUCCUAGGUUUAAGCAAAUGUUUCUCAAGACCUACUGUAAAAUAUUAUUUUAAGAAAUCUACAUUUAAAUGAAUAUGUAUUAUAUUUAUUGCGAUGAAUAAACAUCAUAAGUGACCACUGA